AUGCUCGAUGGUCCUUUACAAUGGUAUUUUCUCUUUGGAAUUAUUCAAAAUGGAGUGAAAAUGCCCGUUGAUUUAAGAUUUCGACCACCACUUUAUCAAAGAUUAUUCUAUCAUACGAUUGAAAUCGAACAUCAUGUUCCAGAAAUAGAACGAAUCAUUGAACGACAAGAAACGGAAAGUGUCGAAAAGAUCGUUGCCAUUAACAAAUCUAAAAUUCACAUCAUCAAUUUGAACGUAAAAAUGGAACCACAAAAUACAACUAAAAUGGGUCGAUUAUUGAAACGACCUUAUUUUGAUCGUCUAGAAGAACAAGAACUAUCUGGUGAUUUUCGAACUCGAGAUCAUCCAUUCGGUUAUUCAUGGAUGUUAUUUCCGUCACCGGAAAGUUUGAUGACACCAAAUAUUAUGUUUUACGAAGGACAGAAAUGGUCCGUUAAAAUGAUCAGUAAUCUUUUUGAAAUUCAUUAUGAGCUGAUCAAAAUUGAUCAUGAACAACACAUAGCAUAUAUCGAUGGUCGGAAUGGUAUCUGUUUGAAUAGAGCAGCUGGAAAUAAAAAAUGGAAUGCUUCUUGGAUAGUAGAUACUCGUUCGGGAAUAAUCAAACGAAUGCAACUCGAACUUGACCAUGAAUACGAAUCACCUAAACGAACUAUACAUAAGGCAAUCAACAAAGUACUCAUCAGAGAAGUCGAUGAACAGACGAUAUUAGAUUAUGAAAUCGAAGAUAAUAAUGGCGAAGAUCUAUAA
Molecule: messenger RNA, 747 nt
Organism: Rotaria sp. Silwood1
Lineage: Eukaryota; Metazoa; Rotifera; Eurotatoria; Philodinida; Philodinidae
Source: the annotation of a GenBank genome assembly